GCGCCUCCCUCGCCUGCCUCCGCCUACCCGCAGCGUCCAGCCGCUGCCCCAGCUGCUGGGGCCGGCGGCUGCGUCUCCUCGCACCGAGCGGGCAGGCGGCAGGGAGCGGGACGGGACGGGACGCGCGGUCCCGCGGGCCAGGUGAGCGCCUGCUCGGCUGGCAGGGGCAGAGGCGGCGGAGCCUCGAGUGCGCGGAGGGACAGGCACCGCGUCCAGCUGCGAAGAAUGGUUGCCUGGGGAAAAGAGCACUGCUGUGUUGGCAGAAUACAGGAGGCUGUCUUGAGAUUCAGGGCUGUUCUAGCAGUCCUUUUACUUCAUUUGUUCCUGGCUACAGCAAGCAAAGAUCAGGAGGAUUUCCUAGGAAAAUACAAAGCUGUUUUUAGGACUGCAUGUGAAGAUCCUUGGAUUAUGUCACCAAGAAUUUCCCUGCGUCCCUUGAAAGAAUUCAUUGUCUGUGUGCACGUCAAGCUCUAUUCCUCAGAUAGACCCUGGACAGCCUAUGUGUACUAUCAGGAAACGCCUCACAGCAAUCUCUCUGGAGGGAAGUAUGAGCUUGGGCUUACAGGAGAUGGUGAUAAAGUGAGGAUAUGGUUGUUUGGAAACCAAAUAAACACAAGAGAAAGGCUGCAUCAGAACACCUGGUACGAAAUAUGCGUGCAGUGGAAAAGCGAAGACGAGGAGAUGAAGCUGUUCAUCAAUGGAACCAACAGGGCAAAGAGAAGACUACCUGGGAAGGUUAAUUUGCCUGGCAAAGGGAAGUUCUUACUUGGCUGUUCAAGGCUGGCAGGUGCUGCUGCCUUCCCUGACCUGGGUAUGACAGGGGAGCUGUACAUGUUCAGGAUGUGGGAUAAAGCAGACAUCAGGCAGUCUCACAACUGCAAGGACAGCGGUGUGAUCCGCUGGAGGAAGGAGGACUGGCUCUACAACCUGACAGUGGAAGAGGACAACUCCCUGCCCUGUGUUGAGACCACUGCGACGCUGCCUGGCAGAAGACAAGUAACAGCUGACACUUCAGGAGAAUCUUCUGCAACAACCAUUUCUGAUACGACUUCGGAGGAGACCACACAGUCUGCAGAAACUCUUCCCAGCACUGAUUAUUACUCCACUACAACACCAGCAGGAGAAACCAUUUUAUGCAACAUCACACCUGUCUGUAAUUCUUCAGUGUUCUACGUGGGCAAGGUAGAGCUUCAGGCAAGUGAAGAAAGCAACACAUCACUGAAUGUAGACAUAAUUAACAACAUCACCACCAGCAAGCAAGUGACAAAGUUAAUUGCCAUUUCAGCACCCACCCCCCAAGAACUGAGAAUUGCAGAGCUCAACAAAACCUUGCAAGCAGCAAGUGAGUCCUCUGUCCUGGAGUGCAGUGCAGAAAACCAGAGUAUGCAGUGUAAUUUCAUCUUCAGGCUGCCAGAGGGAGAGGAUGUAAGCAGUUUAACAGACAAAGCAGAAACAAGCCAAGUUGACAGAUGCUGCUGCUCAUCACCCAAGUAUUGCUCCUUGGCUGCUGAAGAAUUACAAAUGUAUACUAUCCAAGUGCCACAGCAUUCUCAUCCCAUCUGGGUUCCCCGACGGCGUUCUCCUCUCCCUAGAAAGAUUCUGUCUUUUGUCUCCCCCCCUGCCACACAGAUCCCCACAGCUGCCCCUCUGAGCCCACCAUUCACAAAUCCACGUUCUGCUGGAACUCUCUCCACACCUCCCACUACACAUCCUCUCUUUGAAACUUCGACCACAUCUACUACUGAAGCCUCUGAGUCUUCCACCACUGUUACCACUGCGCUUUCCUCCUCUCAGUCCCCUGCUCAACCUGCCACGCCAACGUCUCCUUCCACACCUUCUAAUAAAUCUCUCACUGUUGCCACUCCUGCCACAGGAUCUGUCCCUAACACAGCUUUAUCAGCUAAAUCUGAUGCUGCACUUAGCAAGGCUGUUACAGUCAUUUCCCCUUCCCAAGGUUUCACUAAAGAUUCUGCACCUUCCUCUUCUGAGCAUCCCCCCAGGCCUUCCAUAGCAGUUUCUCUCUUGGAGACUCCCACCACCAGACCUGUUACACGGAUUGGUGCCACUGCAGAGCCAACCCAGCCUAUUCCUGGUGUUAACAAUGUGACUGCAGCACCUAUUUCUCCCCUUACUCCUGCCACAAUAACUUUGACCCCUACUGUUAGCCCUCUCAACCACUCUGUCUCAGCUUCUCAUCCUCACUCCGCUGCUGAUGGCCACGGUCGCCUGCCUCAUGGGAGCACAGGGAAGACACUGUCAGCUACCACCUACACCACUUCUGUCUACAGCACCAUGAGUGUCAGCACAGCUGAGCAGAUUGUGUCCAAACUAGAGAAUGAGGUAGCAGCUGGCAAAGUGGAACCCAAGGAUGUGGAAAGGAUGGUUGGUGAGGUCAGCAGGGUCCUGACUGCUGCUCAGCCACUGCCUCCCCGAAUUUCUAACAGAAUUAUAAAACUGGUGGAUUCCAUUGGCUUGAAACUCAACUUUUCAGCAGCAUCUGCUGAUUUUGUCUCCCCUUCCUUGGCUCUGGCAGUGAUCAAAACCAACCGUGUCCGCUCCAGCCAGAUGUCUUUUGCUGUCCAGGGUUCAGCUGAUCUCCAGAUCUCUCUGGGCAUUCGUGCAAUUAGUGAUCUGAAUAGCCUGGGAUCAAUCACACUGCCUUCAUCACUGCUGAGGAGUUUGCAGCCUGAGGAGCUGGACCUGGCUUCUAGAAUUAUAUUCAACUUCUUUAAAAAGACUUCUGUCUUCCAGGACCUGUCCUUGAAGAAUGCAUCUUUAAUCAGCAAUGUUAUAUCCUCAAGUGUGGGCAACCUCACAGUAAGCAACUUGAAGGAAAAUGUCACUGUCACCUUACAGAACAUCAAACCUAACCAGGAUAAUUCCACAGUGAGAUGUGUUUUCUGGGACUUCAGGAAGAAUGGUGGACACGGAGGGUGGUCAGCUGAAGGCUGUGUGGUUAAGGAGAGCAGGGUGAAUGAAACAGUCUGCUCCUGCAACCACCUCACCAGCUUUGCAGUCCUGAUGAACCUGUAUGGAAAUACUCCUAUGAGCCCCACACAGGAACUGGUGCUGACUUUUAUAUCCUACAUAGGCUGUGGCCUGUCUGCAAUUUUUCUUUCCAUUACACUUGUGACCUACAUAGCCUUUGAAAAAAUCAGGAGGGACUACCCCUCCAAAAUCCUGAUUCAGCUGUGUGCUGCAUUACUUCUGCUCAACUUAGUCUUCCUCCUUGACUCCUGGAUUGCCCUCUAUGACACACGAGGCCUUUGCAUUGCAGUGGCAGUAUUUCUUCACUAUUUUCUCUUGGUUUCCUUCACCUGGAUGGGCCUAGAAGCUUUCCACAUGUAUCUAGCCCUUGUCAAAGUCUUUAACACCUAUGUGAGGAAAUACAUCCUGAAGUUCUGCAUUGUUGGCUGGGGGCUGCCAGCUGUGGUGGUGUCUACCGUGUUGGCAGUGUCACCAGACAAUUAUGGACUCAUCACCACUGGGAAGGUUUCAGUAAACAGACCUGAUGAAUUCUGCUGGAUUAAAAACCGAGCUGUCUUCUACACUACUGCUGUGGGCUACUUCUGCCUGAUCUUCCUGAUCAACAUCAGCAUGUUCAUCGUUGUGCUGAUCCAGCUGUGCCGGAUCAAGAAGAAGAAGCAGCUUGGUGCUCAGAGGAAAACCAGCAUCCAGGACCUGCGCAGCGUGGCUGGCCUCACCUUCCUCCUGGGGAUCACCUGGGGAUUUGCUUUCUUCACAGUCAGUGAGGUCUUCACUUACCUCUUCACCAUCUUCAACACCUUGCAAGGGUUCUUCAUUUUUAUCUUCUACUGUGUAACAAAGGAGAACGUCCGGAAGCAGUGGAGGAGGUAUCUGUGCUGUGGGAAAUUCAGGCUGGCUGAAAACUCUGACUGGAGCAGAACUGCUACUAACGGCUUAAAGAAGCAGACUGUGAACCAAGGAGUGUCCAGUUCUUCCAAUUCCUUGCAGUCCAACAGCAACUCCACCAACUCUACGACGCUGCUGAUGAACAACGACUACGCAGUGCACGCCAACGGCAACGGCCAGCUGCCCAGUGAGAAGAGCAGUGUCUCUUUCAGCCUGCAGAACGGCGACCUGUGUCUCCACGACUUCCCCGGCAAGCAGCUGGCAGCUGAGGACAAGGAUGACACAAGCAGCCAGAAAAGCCACACCAACCUCAGAAGGACUUCAAAGAGGGGCAGCCUCACUUCCAUGGAGAAAAUGUGAUCCCCUUUUCAGCAGCACAUUGGAGAUUCCUCUUGCAGUGUGCCCUGGAGAUUUACUUUCCCCAGAGUUACAUAAUGUGAGCAGACCAAGAACUGAUCUUAUUUAAUACACGGUACUGGAACUUCAAGGCAGCCAUGCAGUGGAGUGAGGACAAUUA
Molecule: messenger RNA, 4390 nt
Organism: Pogoniulus pusillus (Red-fronted tinkerbird)
Lineage: Eukaryota; Metazoa; Chordata; Aves; Piciformes; Lybiidae
Gene: ADGRG2
Product: adhesion G protein-coupled receptor G2
Exons: 28
Coding region: 226-4233 (1335 amino acids)
Biological process (GO): adenylate cyclase-activating G protein-coupled receptor signaling pathway; cell surface receptor signaling pathway
Cellular component (GO): plasma membrane
Molecular function (GO): G protein-coupled receptor activity
Source: RefSeq, a predicted model, not a curated record